Cimex lectularius (bed bug) is the source of this 5087-nucleotide messenger RNA. RefSeq names its product MOG interacting and ectopic P-granules protein 1 (gene MEP-1). The transcript is spliced from 10 exons. Gene Ontology annotation, cellular component: nucleus. Bases 206 to 3976 code for a protein of 1256 amino acids. NCBI's taxonomy places the organism in Eukaryota, Metazoa, Arthropoda, Insecta, Hemiptera, Cimicidae. Gene Ontology annotation, biological process: regulation of gene expression. The record is from RefSeq and is a predicted model, not a curated record.
AUUCAAACGACCCGAUAAAAGCGGCAAUAAAAAUACGAAAGAUAAUAAACGAAGCUCAUCGGAAAAACAAGACGGGCCUAAGGAAAAGAAGCAAGCUAAAAAGCAGUUGCUGUCCUUUGGGGACGAAGACGAGGAAGAGGAUAGCUGAAGUAGGCUGGACAUCAGAUAUUGCCAUAUACAGCUGUUGAAUUUCGUCAGGUAUCUGAUGAAUGCCGUAGCCCUUCAAGUUUCGCCUCGGAAGCAUUCCUCCACGCCUGCUGACUUUUUCUUGAUAAGAGAGGAGGCUCAGUCGAAAAUGAUGGAGUCGUGCAACGAUUGCCCUGAAAGGGAUGCUCCCAUGAAACAGCACAGUCAAGAACCACCCAAAGACGAGGUGAAAUUGAAUGGUGAGAUUAAUGGCUCUUAUGAGGAAGAGGAGGACGACUUAGUUGACGAUAGAUCUCAAGAAGAUAGCCAUACAAAUGGUGAAAUUACAUCCACCACUGAUCAAGUGCCUUCACAAGAGAAUGGUAUAGAAAAAAUGGAAAUGGAUGUCGAUGUCAACACCGAAGCUGAGACCGAGCUCGAAGAAAUUGAAAAUCAUACAGAUCUUGAGCAUGAGGCCGGCCAUGAACCCUGUUAUGACGAAGAGGAAGUUUCUGAGCUGAUGGAGGCUGACGACGACGACGACGAUGAUGAUGAAAUCCUCGAACUGCCUGCUGGUGAUGGUAGCGAAAAGGAAGUUAGUGAUAAAGAGGAUUAUACGGGUGUGGAUGAUAGUGAAGUGAAAGACUCUGAUGAUCAUAUGGACCAAGACAGUGAAAACAGUGUUAGUGAAAUUAAUAGGACUGAAAGUGACAGCCUAACUGUCACUCCGAGCAACGGUCGCUCGGAAGAACAGACUGAUAAAUUAAAAUACGAGUUGAGAAAUGACAGAGAUAGGGAAGCUAAAAAAAUUCAACUUAGUAAAGAAUUAGAGGACCUUACUAAAAUUGGAUCCAGAGGAUCUCUAGAAAUAACACUUGUCAAAAAGGAAGCACCAAAAGAUAAAUUGAAAAAAGAAGAGGCCAAGAAAAGAGAAAUAGAUGUUGUUACAAUAGCAGAUGAUUCAAAAGAUUCCGUGACGAAGACACCGGAGAAAGUUUCUGAAGAUGAUGACUGCAUUGAAAUUUCUCCUGAAAAAUCUGCGCCAUUAAAAAAGAAGAAAACACAGCAACCUAUAAAUGUAACACCUCGACGUAGCUCUCGUAACAUAAACAAAAAUAAAUCGUACUCUGACAAAGAUGUCUAUAUAGAAGAAAUAGACAAAAAAUCUGAUGAUGACAUACAGGAAAUUAUACCUACUGAUCCGUUGGCAGAUGACAAACGGAAAAUAAAGAAAACCACCAUUGUUGUUAAUGAUACCAAAAAAUUGGUUGAAAUUGCUGCAGGGAGCAAGCAAAAUAGAUUGGGGAAAAAAGAGCCUACAUUGGUCAUCAUAGACACAAAUUCGAUAUUGUCUGGUAAAGGCCCAGUUCCUGUAAGCCAGCAGUCAAAUCAAAUGCCAAACGCAAUGUCUCAGAUGUCUUUUAAUCAGUCUGCAUCAAGGCAAGGGUUUUCUAUGGUUCCUGUCAAUGUGAAUGCAUUCCAGAACAAACAAAUGAAAUCUACACCAUCUCCUCAGCAUCAAAUUCAACAAUCACAGACCAAACCUGUUAUUUUACCAUCUUUAACAGAUGACAUGUACGUUGUGGAAGCGCCUUCUUUCAUAGUUCCUUAUGUUUAUGAAAAACCUCCGGUCACUCCGUUGAAAGAUUAUGUAGAUGACAUAGAGAAAGCUAUUAAAGAGCAAGAAAAGGAAGAGAAAAGAAAGAAGAAGGAUAAAACUAAAAAUGACAAAGAUUCUGACAAGGCCAAAGAUGAAACUACAUCUGAUAAAGUAAAAGAAGAGACAUCUGAGAAAGAUGAAGAGGGGAAGAAAUCAGAUAAAGAAAAAUCAGAUGAAAAAAUGGAUGUUGACAAAGAAGUUAAUGAAGAAACUGAAAAGGAUAGUGAAAAAGGAAUGGAUAUUGAUUCAGAGGAAAAGGUUGAUAAAAAGGACUUAAAAUCUAAAGCUGAUGACAGGAAAUGUCAAAAAGAAAAAACUGAUGAUGAUAUUGAAAGUGAUACUAAGAGUAUAAAAGAUGAUAAAAGGAGCGAGAAAAGUGAUACCGAGACUGACGAUGAAGGGAAAGACAGUGAUUCUUCCAGUAAGAAAGAUAGCGAUAGCGUUGAAAUAGUAUCUGACCGAGGCAAAAGAAGUGAAAAUUACUUUGAAAAUCCUCUUGGAAAAUUCUUUAUGCAAAUUGGUGUGAAUUUAGUACAGGAACACGUUCAAACCGACCUGUUGAGAAAUCAAAAAAGAAAACAAGACAGAGAAGGGAAGAACUGUCCCGCUGAAGUACAAAUGGCCAUAGAUUCUCUUCUAAGAACCUUAGAAUUUAGCAAGGAGAAUAACAAGCCUUACAAACUCGAAAUGCAAAAGUGUAAACUUUGUAAUUUCAAAACUGAAUCGGCAUUGGUCAUGGCACACCAUUUAGAGACGCCUCAUAUGAGAAAUUACGUUUAUAGGUGUAAUUUCUGUAACUUGGAAGUCCGGAGUCCUCAUGAUAUCCUCUUUCACAUGGAGGCUGAGCAUAAUGUCAGAGGCAGACUGGAAAGAGCGCCGGCUUAUCAUCAGUGUCCCAACUGUCCGUUUGAAGACAACCAGAAAGGAAAGUUAAGCCGACAUCUCCUAUCAUGUGCAAAGAAAUACAAACCAGAGAGGAAUCAAGAACCGCCUAUGGACUGGGAACCGCCGGCUAAAAUACCCAGAGUCAGAGGUUCUAGGAUCGGUUUGGGUGGUGGCUCCCUCUAUUCAGCUUCCCUAGCCCCAAGAGCGGGUGUUCCGAUGGCUAGGUUACCCUCUCCAUCGGGUCACUCGGUCCUGGCCUCUAGGGGUAGGGGGAGACCACCCAUUUACAUCAAUAGAAAUCUACCUGAUGGUAGAUCGUCUCCUCAUCACAAAUUCUCUCAUAUGCGAGCAGGAGCAGGUAUGGUUUUUAGACCAUCAGGAUCAAACGCACAGCCACCAGUCCUGUUACCAUCACCGUACAACAAUUUAUAUCAGAAAGGAAAUUCAGCUUCUUCUGUGGCUGCUGCAGCAGCAGGUGCGACUGCAAAACUUCUGCAACAGCCAAGCAUUUCCAUUACCCCGCUACCUCGACAACCGACGUCUGUCAUCAACACUUCGCCUCAAAUGCAGCCUUUUAUGGCCAAACCUGGAAGGCCACCCGGAACUUCGAAGUCAUCGUUCGUAAUCUGUGAAAUUUGUGAUGGUUACAUCAAAGAUUUGGAACAAUUAAGGAAUCACAUGCAGUGGAUUCAUAAAGUGAAAAUUCAUCCCAAGAUGAUAUAUAACAGGCCUCCUUUGAAUUGUCAAAAAUGCCAGUUUAGGUUCUUUACAGACCAAGGAUUGGAGAGGCAUCUUUUAGGUUCACACGGUCUAGUUACUUCAAGCAUGCAAGAGGCGGCCAACAAGGGUAAAGACGGAGGAAGGUGUCCAGUGUGCGGACGAGUAAGUAACAUUUUUUACAAACAAAAAUGCACUUUGUGUUUUUGUGUUUUACCCAUUUUAUAUUUGAAUUUUUUUUUUUUUUUUCAAAUUAAGGUAUAUCAGUGGAAGCUGCUGAACCAUGUCGCACGUGAUCAUAGCAUGUCUCUGAAGCCUGCGCACCUCUCGUACAAAUGUACAGUAUGUACAGCGACAUUCGGAAUGUACAAGCAGUUUGAAAACCAUGUAUACUCGGCACAUAGUGUGGUUGCCAAGAGGGUUAUGGAUAAGAAACCAAACACACCUCAGCCUUCAACUAGCUCUAGCUCUCAGAGCGACACUCUUCUUAAACCCCUUAAAAUAAACGAUGAAAUAACUAUAAUACCUCAACCAGCGAGAGCAAAAACGAAAUCUCAACCAGCACCUUCCAAACCAGCCAAGGUUUAAUUAAAUCGCAAGUGGUCGAAAGCACCAAGACCCUUAGUGUAAUUAGAGUGAGGAUUGAAUAUGAAAAAAUAAUUCUUUUUUUUUUUUCUUUUUCAUAAAUUAUUUCACUUAUGUUGUAUAUAAAUUGAUAAGUGAGUGUUAAAUAGCAUUGGUAAUAAGACAUUAACAGUUUUUAAGUUAUCUGGUGUAAUUAUAUAUUUUUUAUAUUAAUAAUAAUUAAAUAGUAAAAUAAUAAUGAUGUAUAUGUAUUUCCUUUGUGACACGAUAACAAAGAGGAAAGAUUUAUUUCUUAUCUUUACAAAAAAUAAAAACAAAAAACUUCAGUUGUACAAUAGUUGCUGGAUUGUAUUUUUACCCUGACAUGUGGGCAAUGCAACAAUUAUUUUUAUAGUAACGUAAAAUAGUACUCUUUGUAGAUACUAACGUAUGUAUUAUAUUUAGGCCAAUUUUCUUAUACAUUUCUCCUCUAAGGGUAAAAUGGUAGUUGAUAUUUGUAUUAUUUCAUAGAAGAACAAAAUAGAUUGUCAUAAUUGCUUUUGCACUUGCACUUGUCAGUUUAUUUUGUAUUUAAAAGUAAAAGGAAAAAUAUUUAAGGUUAUACACAUUAUAUUACUAUAAGUAAAAACACAUUAAUAGUGUAUAUUGUAUACGGACUUUGUAUAUAUAUAAAAUUAAAAAAACGUUCGUGGGAUGAAAGUUUACAAAAUUUAUAUUACUCAAGUGCAUGGGCAAAAUCAUUACUCAUGAAAAAUAACUGCAUAUUAAGAAAAAAUGAAAAAAAUUGUAUAACAAAAAAAUAUAAAAUACAAAAAGAAAAAAUCAGAACAAAAAGGAAAUGUGUAACUCCCUUCUUUCUGGGAGUCAGCUUUGGGCAUUCCAGUGGUAAAACGAAAUUAUCAAAUCAAUUAAUUUUGUCAAUAUAUUUAUUUUUUGAAGUUAAUAUUAAUUAGGCAAAAAAAACAAGUUAUGAUUAAAUUUAAUAUUUUUCUUUUAAGUGCAAUGUUAUUCUCUUUUUAUCUCUUACCCAUUGUAGACACUGGGAUCGCCGUAAAUAGGGAGGUAUGGAUUUGUUUGAUAAACAUUAUAUUCCAAUAAAACAUAUAAUAUUUUG